Molecule: messenger RNA, 1002 nt
Organism: Clonostachys byssicola
Lineage: Eukaryota; Fungi; Ascomycota; Sordariomycetes; Hypocreales; Bionectriaceae
Source: the annotation of a GenBank genome assembly
AUGUCUAGACAACCCCGCGGCCAGGGCGCCUCCGCGCCUUCAACUUCCCGUCAAAACGAAUACUUCGUCCCCCGCGAUGGCAUCGACCGCGAAGUCAUCUCGGCCGACAUCUGCCGCUACCUGGGUAACGAUGCCCUGGUACGGCCUGGCCAGUAUGAGAACCCCCAGACUGGCCAAGUCGUGCAAGGCUACUACAUCACUGGCUAUCGAAACCUGACGACGGCAAUGAUUGAGGAUCUCAAAGCCGACUCUGCGCGCUGGGACGCCGAGAGGCGUGCGCAGACGUCCCGCAAUACCCCAGGAGGUAGCUUUGUCGUCGGCUAUCCUGGCAGAUCAUCGUCUAACUCACCUUUAGGCCAAUAUCGUAUGUCCGAGACGCACCAGUCUCGCCAGAACCGUGGUCCAACCGAAGGUCACUAUCCACCGGAUGCCUAUGGCCACGACGGGCCUAGAUACCCCGGAACUGGCGCUCCUGGCUACACUGGAGCGUCCCCCUCAUACUCACAACCUGGCUAUGGAGGUCCCGGCGGUGCUUACGGCUACGGGCAGUCCCCUCCGCCAGACCCAAGGUAUUCGGGAUCGUACUCGCAGGGUGGCCAGCCUCCCAUGGACGGGUUCGAUGACCGCGCUUACAUCCACACGGGCGCCAACCUCAACCGGACCGGUGCCCCGCCCCAGCCUACCUAUGUCACAGCUCCCCCAAUGCAGCCGGGAUAUCAAUCUGCUCCUUACAAUUAUCAGUCGCAGGUGCCUACUACCAACGGGCCGUCGUACUCGAGUAUGCAGGCUCCCGACUCAUCCUUCAGUCGAGUGUCACCAGCAACCCAGGUCCCCCCCGCAGGAUAUUCCCAAGGACAGUAUGCAGAAGUCUCAAGUGGUCGUGCCUCUGUGGCUCCCCCUUCCGCACCCACUCCAUCAAACAGCUCCUCCAAGCGUCGUAGUGACCGAGAUGACGACAGGCACACUUCAUCUGACCGCCACCACCGGCAACCUCGUCGGUAA